UGAAGACCCAAAUUGCAGUGGGGUUUUGAGGAUUGGCAGGUUUAUUUUUCAUCACAGGUCCCUGACGGUAGAAACCGGAGUGGCUGGACAGGGCCUUGGAAGAAUUUGGACAGCGGGAGUAAGGACGAGGCCAACCCUCAACGCCUGCAGCAUCUGCUGCGAGCGCGUACCGCGCACCCCGGGGUAACACCGCAGGUCCAGGCUGCGCCGCAGCAGCGCCCGCACAGCUAUUUUUAGCCGCCGCAGCCAGCCCGGCCACGUGACAGGGUGGGCGGCACCCAAGAGCGCUCCGCCCACGGAGGCCCCGCCCACGCCGCGCCGGGAGCCGCCAGGCCGGGAGCACCCGCCACUGGUCCCAGAGUCCGCGCCCGGCGCCGGCGGCAAUGAAGAUCUGGAGCUCGGAGCACGUGUUCGGCCACCCGUGGGACACCGUCAUCCAGGCGGCCAUGCGCAAGUACCCGAACCCGAUGAACCCCAGCGUGCUGGGCGUGGACGUGCUGCAGCGCCGCGUGGACUGCCGCGGCCGCCUGCACAGCCUGCGCCUGCUCAGCACCGAGUGGGGGCUGCCCGGCCUCGUGAGAGCGAUUUUGGGAACCAGUAGGACUUUGACAUACAUCCAAGAACAUUCUGUGGUGGAUCCAGUGGAAAAGAAAAUGGAACUUUGUUCCACCAAUAUCACACUCACAAAUUUGGUGUCAGUUAAUGAGAGGUUGGUGUACAUACCUCAUCCAGAGAACCCAGAAAUGACCAUGCUCACACAAGAAGCCAUCAUCACUGUGAAGGGGAUUAGCCUCGGUAGUUAUUUGGAAAGUUUAAUGGCCAACACAAUAUCAUCCAAUGCAAAGAAGGGGUGGGCCGCCAUCGAGUGGAUAAUUGAACACUCUGAAAGUGCUGUGAGCUAAGGAGGCCUGCGCCUGCGCUUGUCAUAAAUGGCGAUGCUUCCUGGAAGAAAGGAAAGAAGAAGGCGAGGAGGCCAGGAGACGAUGAGCAAGUACGGGGCCGAGAGCGUGUCUGGCUGCGAGGGCCCGCAGGGCCGGGGAGGAGAACUGGGCUGGAUUCCGGAAUGGACUCCCCUCUCUUCUUGAGCGUGCAGCAGAGAGCAGUGCAGCCAGCCCUGCCGCCUGAGUGGAUGGAGGGCACGAGGCCCUCGCCUGUGUCCCUUAGGGGUGACACCUACCGCCCUGCCUGUCGCGGUGGCCCAGGCCCUUCUCUCCCUGCAGGUGGCCCAUGCCGCCCCUGGCCGCCCACACUGUCCUCCACUCAGGUCCCUCCGCAGACGGUGGCGGGUGCGCGGCCUUCUGGCAUCUUCCGGUUCCCGCCCCACGUCCCGUCCUCCUGCAGAUCAGCAGGCAGCUCUCCUGGGCCUGCGGCUGCUCCAGGCCUCCCAUCUGCUCCUGGCCUCCGGUGGGCGCUAACUGUGGGGCUGCGGCCUGGGACCGUGGCUUUCCUCUCGGCCCCCAAAUGGCUUUCCUUGAGUUGCUCAGCCUCUCCACACGAGGCUCCUCAUGCGGGCAGAGGGCUGGGGUCCAGGGAUCCCCGCGCCCUUUCUGCAGGAUGUGCCCGGCCCCUCCAGCCUGCCCCUGCCCUGCCCUGGGGACAAGUAUCUGAGGUUUGCGUCCCUGUUUUUCUCCCUGUAGUUUUGUGAGUGUUUCAGGGACAACGGCCAAAGGUCUUUUUUCCACCAUCUUUAAAUCCAAGUUGUUUAAAACAACAUUAAUUUAAAAAAUAAAAAAUAAAAGCAAUCCAUGCUUACGGUUUAAAAAGAGUUCAGGAGUCUGGAGUCCGUUGAAGGGUAAAGGCCUCCCCUGCUGCCAGUCGGCUCCUCUUUCACGAAGCUUUCCAGAAGUUUUGUGUGCUUAUGAAAGUGUUCGUGUGGCCUUUCUCUUCCCUUCCUUUAUUAAACAGAGAUAGGCUCAUGCCGGAUAAA
Messenger RNA from Cebus imitator (Panamanian white-faced capuchin), 1927 nucleotides. It is a transcript of the gene PRELID3A, whose product is annotated as PRELI domain containing 3A. The transcript is spliced from 7 exons. Gene Ontology annotation, molecular function: phosphatidic acid transfer activity. Gene Ontology annotation, cellular component: mitochondrial intermembrane space. NCBI's taxonomy places the organism in Eukaryota, Metazoa, Chordata, Mammalia, Primates, Cebidae. Gene Ontology annotation, biological process: phospholipid transport. The record is from RefSeq and is a predicted model, not a curated record. The coding region runs from base 384 to 902 and encodes 172 amino acids.